This is a messenger RNA of Lepisosteus oculatus (spotted gar), 2997 nucleotides long. It is a transcript of the gene c6h7orf25, whose product is annotated as chromosome 6 C7orf25 homolog. The record is from RefSeq and is a predicted model, not a curated record. Lineage: Eukaryota; Metazoa; Chordata; Actinopteri; Semionotiformes; Lepisosteidae.
UUGGAAGUGAAGCAGAGGAAGUUGGGAGGAGGUACCGGACCCACAGAUAAUCGCAACUAGGAGCAACGUGAAGUUUUCUCAAAUAAUGCCACAGCAAUGGCGUCGUAUGCCAUGCUCCAGGAAAGGAUUGCAGUCGCCAAAGAUCUCUUGGAAAGAGUAGAGAGCAUCUCUGGCGGGCAGAAGAAAGGCGUGGAAGGCAAAGCGAAGCUGUGCAGCAAGCUGAGGGCCGAGCUGAAGUUUCUUCAGAAGGUGGAAGCGGGUGAAGUGGUCAUCAAGGAGUCCCACCUUCAGAGUACGAACCUGACCCACCUCAAGGCCAUCGUGGAAUCCGCGGAGAGCCUGGAGGACGUCGUGAGCGUGCUGCACGUCUUCACCUACGAAGACCAGGCCGGGGAGAAGCAGACCCUGGUUGUGGAUGUGGUGGCGAAUGGAGGUCACACUUGGGUGAAGGCCAUUGGGCGGAAGGCGGAGGCGCUGCACAAUAUUUGGCAGGGCAGAGGGCAGUAUGGGGACAAAAGCAUCGUGAAGCAGGCGGAGAACUUCCUGCAGGCCAGCCGGCAGCAGCCCGUGCAGUACAGUAACCCUCACAUCAUCUUUGCCUUUUACAACGGCGUCUCCAGCCCCAUGGCGGACCGGCUGAGGGAGAUGGGGAUCUCCGUGCGAGGCGACAUCGUGGCCGUGAACUCGGUGGCGGGCGCGGAGGAGGGCGAGGACGCGCUCAGCGACAGCAGCUGCGAAAGCGACGCCGACGGGGACGAGACGGAGGACCUGACACUCACGAGGGUGGACCGGGACACCAUCGUGGCCAGUCUGUCCUUCCCCACGGAGGUCAAGGUGGACGUGUGCAACCGAGUCAACCUGGACAUUACCACCCUCAUCACCUACGUGUCCUCCCUCAGCCACGGAGGCUGCCAUUACAAGUUCAAAGAGCAGGUGCUCACGGAGCAGGCAGCCCAGGAGAGGCAGGAGAAGGUGCUCCCGAAGCUGGAGGAGUUCAUGAAGGGCAAGGAACUCUUUGCGUGCCAUUCAGCCGUGAAAGAUUUUCACAUCAUCCUGGACACGCUGGGGGGGCCUGGUGAGAAAGCCCGUGCAGCCGAGCUACUGCAGAGGAUCAAAGUGGUGCCCGACCAGCCCUCAGAACGCACGAUGAGGCUGGAGGCCAGCUCGAAGGUCAACCAUCGCUCGCUCAUGAUCUUUGGGACGGGGGACACUUUGAAGGCCAUCACUAUGACGGCCAAUAGCGGCUUUGUCAGGGCUGCGGCCAACCAGGGAGUAAAGUACAGCGUGUUUAUCCACCUCCCACGUGCGCUUACUGAGGGCAAGGAGUGGAGAGCUACUCCCGUGUGAACGAUAGUCGCAGGUUCUUCAAUCCAUAAAGAGAUCGGUUGUCCGACUAUUGCACUGUGGCUGCUCUCAUGUUGGGUUGCCCUUAUAGUAGCUUGCAAAUUACUGUGCGAUUUGAAAUAGCUUUUUACAGUCAGGAGCAGCAAUGAAAUUGCCUGUACGUUUGAGUGACACUUGCUAGAAAUUGUGGCCAGUGGCAAAAGUCCCCAGAGCAGAGAGAGAAUAAUGAUCGACGUGCGUCUAAUUGAAUAUUUGUGUUGUAGUUUUACAAGAAUUGCUUUCCGAACCCAAACGUUUUUUCAGAAAAAGUCAUUAAAAUGUCUGUAUUUCUUGGGUAUCUACUAAUGAAUGAAGCUAGAAAGCUGCAGUCCAGCAGCACAGAAAAUCAUUUUAAAGAUACUAUUGUACUUGAAACAAAAGGAUACUUAUGUACUGUAACUAUUUUUGAAUGACGGUAAUGGACUGUAGUUUUUGUUGACGGUAUCAAUUUAGGUUCCUCUAAUGACGCAGCAAUGAAUGAAGAUUAUCGUGCUCUUCCCCAAGUCUAUAAGCAAAAAUUGCUGGCCUGCUCUGCAUCAUAAUAUUUCUUUGCUACAGACUAAAUCAGUAGUAUUGUUUUUACAAUGAUACUGUACACUUACAAUAAUAACCUUACUUAUUUUGUUUCCAAUAUCUGCCUAGAAUAAUGCUGAGUCAACGUAAGAAAUUAAAGAAAGCUACAUUUUACUGUUAAUUCAUUUAACUGAGUGCAAAUAAUCAGUAAAGUAAUAUAUAUAUAUACCCUAAGACUUUACAAAAAAAAAGGCUGAUUGUUAAGCUGAUAACUAAAAUACCCUGGUAAGCAGGAAUGUGUAUAUAUACUAUAAUCCUGAUUGUUUUGGGAGGAGAAAAUAAUUGUAGUCAUUUUUGGGAGUGACCGUUAAACAUGAAACAACAUUGAUGAAAUUCAACAAAAAGCUGACCUGCUUUGCCCAGUGAGUUUUCUUUGCUACAGGUUAAUGGUAAUAUAAUGCAGCAGUAAUGGAAUAUGUAACACAGCACUUGUUUCCUGUAUCAUAAUUGAUGUAUUUACAGGUGGGGCUUUUAUUACUGGAUGAUAGUUCUUGAGUUUAUUGAAUUUCAUUGAUGUUUUUUUUUCUCCCAAGGUUCCCUCAUCUGCUGAUGACAAUAAAAAAUACACACUACAGCUUGAAGCACUUUGGGAUUCUCAAUAUUGAAAUGAUGCUGCACUUGUAGUCUGUCAUUGAGAUUUCUUAUGUAGUACUGUGGAGACUUUAUUUUGUUGGUGCUUUAACAUGGAUAAGUGUGAUGAAAAUCAAAUGUUUGACGUGAAUUGUUAUCUGACUGUAUGCAUCGCAUAUGCAGGAGUAGAGGUCACAGCUAUCUGAAUUUUUUUUUUUUAGUACAAGGUACUGUACUUCCACAAUGAAUCAGGAAUAUACCUAUAAUGUACAGACCAGGGUUAUGCCAUAACUCGUGAACAGUGAGAGUGUUUGUAACUAUAUCCAGCUAAGAUAUUUGGGAAGACAGUGAUAUGGACAACUGUGUUUGCAAUCUGUAAAAUAAUUUAAAUAUUCAAGCUCUCAAGCCCCCCUAGUGUUCUAAUUUACCCAUUUAGCCUGAGGUUAAUUACAAUAAACUAUUAACAAUCCA